Stomoxys calcitrans (stable fly) is the source of this 4236-nucleotide messenger RNA. It is a transcript of the gene SMC1, whose product is annotated as structural maintenance of chromosomes protein 1A. Bases 114 to 3854 code for a protein of 1246 amino acids. The record is from RefSeq and is a predicted model, not a curated record. Gene Ontology annotation, molecular function: protein binding; ATP binding; ATP hydrolysis activity. NCBI's taxonomy places the organism in Eukaryota, Metazoa, Arthropoda, Insecta, Diptera, Muscidae. Gene Ontology annotation, cellular component: nucleus; cohesin complex; chromosome. Gene Ontology annotation, biological process: sister chromatid cohesion. The transcript has 14 exons.
AAAGCGCGUCGUUUUUAUGCGGAGGAAAUUAUUUCUAAUUCACCAACGAUUUCUUUACAAAAUCAGCAGAAAUAUCGUAUUUUGUGCACUGCUGUUAGUUAAACGUUAACAAUAUGGGCGAGGACGAGAAUGCGGCCGAUAUAACAUUAACGGCUGCUUAUCAAACAACAGGGCCAAAUGAUAUUGAAGCCUCUUUUCUACAGUACAUAGAAAUGGAAAACUUCAAAAGCUAUAGAGGACAUGUUGUGGUGGGGCCACUUAAACAAUUUACCGCUGUAAUCGGACCCAAUGGGUCGGGGAAGUCGAAUUUUAUGGACGCCAUCAGUUUCGUCAUGGGAGAGAAAACCACCAGUUUGCGUGUCAAACGUCUGAGUGACUUAAUUCAUGGCUCUUCGAUUGGCAGACCUGUGGCACGUAGUUGCUACGUCACAGCAAAAUUCAUUGUCAACGGCGAAUAUCAGUUGGAGUUCCAGCGUUCCGUUAUUGGUGGCUCAUCCGAGUACCGUAUUAAUGGGAAUAGUGUUUCCAGCUCAGCGUAUUUAGCCAGACUUGAGAAGAUGGGUAUAAAUGUAAAAGCUAAGAAUUUCUUAGUUUUUCAAGGUGCUGUUGAAAAUAUUGCCAUGAAGACGCCGAAGGAAAGAACUUCAUUGUUUGAAGAGAUUAGUGGAUCUGGUUUGCUUAAAGAGGACUACAAUCGUCUUAAGCAGGAAAUGGUUUUGGCAGAGGAGGAAACACAAUUUACAUAUCAAAAAAAGAAAGGUAUAGCAGCUGAACGUAAGGAAGCCAAGCAUGAAAAAAUGGAAGCAGAACGCUAUGCUCGUCUAAAAAAUGAAUAUAAUGAGAAAAAGGUGGAAUACCAACUUUUUCGACUCUUCCAUGUGGAAAAAGAUAUCCAAAAACUUAAUGAAGAACUUGAACUGAAGCAAAAAGAUGUCAAAGAAGUAGAAGAACGUAAAGCGCAAGUAGAUGACGUUCUCAAGGAUAAGAAAAAAGAUGCGGGUAAAUUGAGUCGUGAUUUGGCAAAAGUGGAUCAAGAGAUACGUGAAUUUGAAACCCAAAUGAACAAAAAACAUCCCCUCUAUAUCAAGGCAAAAGAAAAGGUGGCUCACUGUCAGAAAAAACUAAAAUCUUUGGCUAAAACACUUGAAACAGCCAGAGAAGCGGACAAUGCCCAUCAACAAGAUGUGCGCAAAUUGGAAAAGCAGCUCAAUGAUGUGGAGCAAUUGAAAAAACGUUUUGAAGAUGAAAUAUCAAAUGAGUCGACGCGCCGUGGCAAAAGCGUUCACAUGGAGGAGGGUCUUGUUCAAGAAUAUGACAGUCUAAAGCAAGAGGCUGAAGCCACUGCCACCAAAUAUCGUUCUCAGUUAGACUCUGUAAAUCGCGAACAGAAAUCUGAUCAGGAUUUAUUGGACGGCGAAACUAAUCGUAGGGCUUCGGUAGAGGAAGCAGUAAAAAAACUGACAUUGCAACGCGAGGAAGCCGUCAAGAGACGUGACAAGUUAAUGGACCACAUUAAAUCAUCGGAGGCCGCUUUAGAAGAACAAAAUCGCAUAAAGGACGAAUUAAAACGUGAUGUUGGCUGCUCGAAGGAGAAAAUUGCCGAGAUACAAAGCAAAUUAGAGGAUGUGCGAGAUCAAUUAGGCGAUGCCAGAAGCGACAAACAUGAGGAUGCCAGGAGGAAAAAGAAACAAGAAGUAGUGGAACUCUUCAAGAAACAGGUGCCUGGUGUGUACGACCGCAUGAUUAACAUGUGUCAGCCGACUCAUAAACGAUAUAAUGUUGCAGUAACCAAAGUUUUGGGCAAAUUUAUGGAGGCCAUUAUUGUUGACACUGAAAAAACAGCUCGUCAAUGCAUCCAGAUUUUGAAAGAACAAAUGUUGGAGGUCGAAACGUUUUUGCCCUUGGAUUAUCUACAAGUGAAACCGUUAAAGGAACGCCUGAGGAAUAUAAGUGAACCUCGGAACGUAAAAUUAGUGUUCGAUGUUUUGAAAUUUGAACCCAAGGAGAUUGAACGUGCUGUUCUUUUUGCAACUGGCAAUGCUUUAGUUUGUGAAACACCCGAGGAUGCCAUGAAAGUAGCUUAUGAAUUGGAUCGCUCUCGCUAUGAUGCCCUAGCUUUGGACGGUACAUUCUACCAGAAAUCUGGUCUUAUAUCGGGCGGUAGUCAUGAUUUGGCACGGAAGGCCAAACGAUGGGACGAAAAACAUAUGGCACAAUUGAAAAUGCAAAAAGAGAAGCUUAGCGAGGAGCUAAAGGAACUAGUUAAAAAGUCGCGAAAGCAAAGUGAACUGGCCACCGUGGAAUCUCAAAUCAAGGGCCUGGAAAAUCGUUUAAAGUAUAGCAUGGUGGACUUGGAAUCUUCAAAGAAGUCCAUACAACAAUUCGACAAGCAAUUGCAAACAGUCCAAAGCCAAUUGGAUGCCUUUGGGCCUAAAAUAACUGAAAUCGAAAGACGCAUGGAAAAACGUGAAGAGCACAUACAAGAGAUCAAAGAAAACAUGAACAAUGUAGAGGACAAAGUCUUUGCUGCAUUUUGCCGUCGUUUGGGAGUAAAAAAUAUACGUCAAUAUGAGGAACGUGAACUGGUGAUGCAACAGGAACGAGCCCGCAAACGUGCUGAAUUUGAACAGCAAAUUGAUGCGAUUAACACCCAGUUAGAUUUUGAGAAACAAAAGGAUACCAGAAAAAACGUUGAUCGUUGGGAACGCAGUGUUCAAGAUGAAGAAGAUGCUCUCGAAAAACUACGUGCUGCUGAAAAACGCUAUUUAAAGGAAAUCGAUGAAGACAAAGAAAAAAUGGAAAAGUUCAAACAAGCAAAAGCAGAAAAGAAACAAGCGGUUGAUGACAUGGAGGAAGAAAUUGCAAAGGCUCGUAAAGAUGUGGCCAAUUUAGCCAAAGAAAUUCAUAAUGUUGGCUCUGUGCUAUCAUCGAUCGAAUCAAAAAUCGAAACAAAGAAAAAUGAACGUCACAAUCUGCUGAUGCAAGCCAAGAUGGAUUGUAUAGGUAUACCCUUAAUAAAAGGAUCGCUGGACGAUUGUGUGGGUCAGGGUGAAAUCGAUAGUAAUACUCCUUCAACAUCGGCAAAUGCUGUGGUGGACAAGGAAACCAACAUUGAAGUUGACUUCUCCCGCUUACCACGUGACAUCUGUAAACUGAAAGACGACUCAAGUUUCAAAAAAAUGAAUGACACAUUGCAAAAGGAUCUGCAGGCAAAGCUGGAUGUGUUGGAGCGUAUACAAACACCAAAUAUGAAAGCAGUACAGAAGCUGGAAAGUGUUACGGAAAAGGUGCAAAUAACUAACGAAGAAUUUGAAAAUGCCCGCCGCAAAGCGAAAAAGGCCAAAGCAGCUUUUGAGCGUGUGAAAAAUGAGCGUUCGGAGAGGUUCACACAGUGCUGCAACCAUAUUUCCGAUGCCAUCGAUGGUAUUUACAAAAAGCUGGCGAGAAAUGAAGCAGCUCAAGCCUAUUUGGGCCCCGAUAAUCCCGAGGAGCCAUAUUUGGAUGGAAUAAACUACAAUUGUGUAGCACCUGGCAAACGUUUUCAGCCAAUGAGCAAUCUCAGUGGUGGUGAAAAAACUAUUGCGGCCUUAGCUUUAUUAUUUUCCAUACACAAUUACCAGCCAGCACCUUUCUUUGUACUCGACGAAAUAGACGCAGCUCUGGAUAAUACAAAUAUCGGAAAAGUAGCUUCAUAUAUACGCGAUCACACAACAAAUCUACAAACGAUUGUGAUUUCCCUAAAAGAAGAGUUUUAUGGGCACGCCGAUGCUUUGGUGGGCAUUACACCAGGCGAUGGCGAUUGUUUAGUUUCCAAGGUGUAUUUGUUUGAUUUGACUAAGUUCUAUGAUAAGUAAUGUUGCCUUAAUGUUCGUUAUAUCUGUUAAGAUGCCAACAUUUCAUUACAAUAAUUUGAGUCGAAAGUUUAUAUCAUACCCAGUUUUUUAUGCGGAUGGUGCAAAUGAAUUGACUCCUAGAUACAUAUGCCACAUUCGAUAAAUUCGGAUCUAAAGUUUGUUUUCUUGGGGAAAAAAGAAAAUCAGCUUGAAAAAGAUUACGAAAAAACAUUUUUUCCUUCCGUAUGACGUAUUGUAAAGUUUAUGUUAAACACACCAAUGUAGUGUAAAUGAACCACAACCCAUUCUAAUAUUAAGAAGAUCAAUGUAAACUAUAUAUCGAUGAAAUAUUGUUUGUACAUUUCUUAUGACCACAAUAAAUAUAAAAAAUGUGUAAUGCAAA